UCUCUGUUUCCAAAUAGCAGCCGAGCAGGGCUUAUGGUGAGAGGAGGCCUUGGCAGGGAGGAGAAGGGAAGGGGAGAGAGGCAGACGGCAGACAGGCUCAUCCACCCUAAACACUGCAACAGUCAAAGUCGAGAGUACAGAGAGGAGAAGAGUGUAAAGAAAAGGAGCAGAAAUGGGGCAGGGGGAGAAAGGUUCUUCAAACAAGAAAGAGGGCAAGGAGUGGAGAGAUGAAAGCCCAGCGCCAGAGGACGGCCAUAAGUGCAGAGUCUGCCGUUUCCCUCUGCUCGUCGCCUUGCUCCAGCUGCUGUUGGGGGUGGCCGUCACGGCCGUGGCCUUCCUCAUGCUGGCCAUCAGCCCCUCACUCCUGGCCAGGGAGACGCCACACUGGGCUGGGAUCAUUCUGUGCUUAGUCUCCAUCCUGGGCUUUAUCCUGUACUGCAUCACCUACCGCCCUGAUGAGCGGUCAUCUAUGGGAUUCAUUGUCAAGCUCCUGUACUUUGUCCUGUGCACCAUCGGCCUGGUCAUUUCAGUGCUGGUCAUGGCGUUUGCUGGUCACCACUACUCACAGACCAGUAGCUUCAGCUGUGAGCAGGGUGGAGAGGCCUGCGUGUGCAAACUGGAUCAGGACGACCCGAUAGCCCGCACCUUUGCCUACGAGGGGGUCAGCGACUGUGAGGUGAUCACCGGCACACUCACGCUCUACUUCCUGCUACAGAUCGUGCUGAACCUGGCCCAAGCACUGGUCUGUGCCGUCGGCGUCUACGUCAUGUGGAAGCAGCGUUACCAGGUCUUUUUCACCGGCCUUCAGAUCGGCUCCCCGUCCUCCAGGCGGUGGCAGAAGGUUUAACGUGAUGAUGACAGAGUUGAUGGGAUGACUCUGAUCAGACAGAUCAGGAUGGAGGAUAAUGCCGUCUGUGUGAUCACACUCUGGACAAGAGCGCUUUCACUGAUGUCAGUUUAUAUCACCCUUUUGUGGUAGCUGUACUAUAAUGGCUUUUUGCACAAAUUUUGUAUACCAUAUAAGUGACUUUGUAUUUCCAGUGUUCAGUGUUAUGUAUACCAUGAAUAGAUGAAUAGGAGAAAAACAACAGGUCAGAAAUCAAUCAUCGAUGUUCCACCAUAGUUAAUUUUUCACCAUGUUUCUAAUUAUCUCUGCAGUUGCUCUUGUGACGUACUGCUCGUGGACUAAUUACAAACACUGAAAACAAAAUAGCUCAUUUGCUCUGCACUUAACUAAAUGUACACGGCCUUACAAAAUGUCCUGUGGUUUGAAUUACUGAGGUUUAAUGAUUAGCUGCACCAGUGAUGCUUUAGGUGGCACACUGAAUCACUGUGUUGUUAAAUUAUGGUUAGCAAACGUUAUAUAUAUAAAGCUCUGGAAAACAGUGUUCGUAAAGUUAAAAAGGUUUGAUUUAAGUGAAAAGUUUGUUUCUUUUCAAGCAGAAAAUCAUAUUAUAUUGAAAUUUUUAAAGGGCCUGCUGUAUUUUCACAUUGUUUGACACAUGAAGAAAGCAACAAGGUGGCUCAAUCCCCUGAAAACCUGUGUUUUAUUUCUUUUGCUAAUAUAUAAACUCAUGCCACUCUGUAAAUACUGCGCAAAAUCCUGAAUGAAAAGUCACUUUUCAGCUGAUAGAAGUAAGCCUGUAACACUCCAAACAGUCCAGUUAUAUGCGCUAAAAACAGAUCCUGACAGCAGUAACACAAUCUGGCCAGAGCUCUCUUCAUGAGACUGAAUCCAGACUGAACUGGGCUGUGGCUUGCGAAGGUGGAAGCCGGGCCAGUAGCCAGCAUGACUCAAACAGCCUGUAGGAGUCAAACCACUGCAGCCACAAAAGGAGGGGAGAAGGGGCCGGGGUGAGGAAAGGGGGACUCCAGACAGGCAGCUGGACUUCGGGUAACUAAAUCAUCUCACUGUGUUUACAAGGUUUCGGUUGUUUUCAUUCAGGCAGGAUAGAGAAAAAGGGAUGAAACAACCAUGAGGGCUUAGGUUUGUAUCUAUAAAAUGCUUUUUCUUAUGCAACUUUACUGUAUUCUUUCUCAUCUCAGGUGCCGACAGCAGUCACCUGCAGCCUGUACUCGCUGAGCAGGGAAUGGUAAAAGUGAGGCGGCUUCUGUAGCCAAUUAGAUGAAGCAUGUUCCUCAGAGGGAGAAUGUAAUUAGUGUGCAAUGUUACGUUUGUCAGUGAAGAAAAAAGGUUGAUUGACUGUGGGAUGAUAUAUAAAAACCCAACAUUUUUCACAGAAGCCUUAAAUGUGGUGUUUGAGAAAGGAGCGUUUCAUUCGGAUAAAACAAUCUGCCAAUAAGUGCACUUCCUCUUUUGAGACUUUCAUACUGUUUGUGGUAACAAAUACAAA
This is a messenger RNA of Chelmon rostratus (copperband butterflyfish), 2354 nucleotides long. It is a transcript of the gene sspn, whose product is annotated as sarcospan (Kras oncogene-associated gene). The record is from RefSeq and is a predicted model, not a curated record. The transcript is spliced from 3 exons. Bases 173 to 847 code for a protein of 224 amino acids. Gene Ontology annotation, cellular component: sarcolemma; dystrophin-associated glycoprotein complex. NCBI's taxonomy places the organism in Eukaryota, Metazoa, Chordata, Actinopteri, Chaetodontiformes, Chaetodontidae.